UGCGAAAGCCAACGCAAAUGGUGUUAAAAUGGUUCGAAGUGCUACAUUAAGGCAUUCAAUUAUCUUUGAAAUCAGUCAACAUGGACCAUCGUGGGCCCGUACUUGCUUCUUUAAAAAAAGUAAGAACCAGAAAGUUGUGCAUGUGUAG
Racocetra persica is the source of this 148-nucleotide messenger RNA. NCBI's taxonomy places the organism in Eukaryota, Fungi, Glomeromycota, Glomeromycetes, Diversisporales, Gigasporaceae. The record is from the annotation of a GenBank genome assembly.